CUAUUGCCGACUAUUACCGACCGUUCACGUAAACAAAUGUUUCUAUUAACGAUGGUUUAAAAACAUAACCUCAAAUUAAGAAGACGUAUAAAAGUACUAGCUCUUAAAGUAUUUACUAACAUUUUACGGGUAACAUAUUAAUGUUAUCGAAGAUAAAAAUUGAUAGAUUUAUUUUUAUUUAAAAAUAAUGGAUCGGCAUGAACUUCAAAAAGGUUUUACUUCACUUAAACCACUUUGCGAUUCAUUAUUGAAAAAUCCAAGUAUUAAUUGUUCGUUGGAGAUUAUUGAGUGUAUAAAAACAAUCUCCGAUGGUGCUAUUCAAGAUUUAUUUGAUUACAUUUUAUUUCCUGUAAUUGUACAUUUACAAAAUGAAAUUGUCAGUAAACAUUGCAAGGAACAUUUAGUGAAAAUCAUAAGAGCUGUUUUAUCAAAAGGUAAAAUAACAAAAUAUAAAGCUUUUGACAAGUUAUAUACUAUUGUUUUAUCUUUAAUUUAUGACAAGAAUGAACCUCAAAAGGUUAUUUCUUUCUCUGAAGAAUUGAAAGAAACAGUACUACUCUGUAUUCAAGAUUUAUUAAAUAAUUCUUUUACAAAUGUCAUUGAAGAAUUAUAUACACGACAAUAUGCACCGAAACUUGCUCAUAGUAUAUAUUUAAGUGUAUCAAUUGCUAAACAUGAAAAAUCACGUUUCUUGAGGUUAAUAGCAAUAGAAACUGUAAUGGUUUUGUGCUAUGUAAGCGAUUCUUCCAACCAGUUUGAUAUCGUCUUUGUAAGUCAAGUAGCAGAUACUAUAAUGUUAUUGUUACCAGGUAUCGUUGGUGGAUUGCAGGAAGUUGCUUUGGGAAGUGAUAUUCAAGGUCAUAAAGUUACAAUGAUGGCUAUCAGAGCAUGGGCUAGGAUAAUACAUCUUGUAAUGCAAGAUAAGCUCGAUGAAGAAACUACACCAUCGAUUUUUAACAUUAAAGAAGAAGUAACUAAUGUGAUUGAUCCGUUAGAAAAUAAAUUACAUGGUGAAGGAGUUAAUGGAGUUGAAAAGAUUUUAAAUUCGACUAAGAGAAAUCGAGAGUGGUUAAAUGCAGCAGCUAUUAAAUUAAACGUACUUGUAAGAGCAAUGAAUCCCUUAAGAAAACAUUCACAUUUUAAAGUUAGAAAAGAAUUGACUACAAGUAUUAGUUUAUUAAUAUCAAAGUGUGCCAGAAAUAUGAAGCCAAGCAUUAUGCAGUUAAUAGAAUAUUUGAUUUCCUUAUCUGAAGAUGACAAUGAAGAAGUUAAAGAAGAAGCUAAAAAAUCGUUAGAUCAAAUUAAUGAAUCUUAUAUGAAGAAUAUAGAUAUGAAACCAUUGGUAGAAUUAUUAGAAGAAAGUUUUUAUAAAUUACUUACACAAUUGCCACGUAUUAUAAGAAGUUCUGAUGAUAGCGAACAAUUAGUAGGUUUAAAUCAUCUUUGUGGAUAUUUAAGAUUAUUAGGAAAAGAAAGAUUGCCAGCUACAAUACAAUCUGCAGCACAUGUACGAAGAUUGAUACAAGCUCUUGUAUACAUCAUUGAAAUCGAUUGCAAUGGUAUUACUCUUUUAGAAGAUGUCGGUGUAAAAGAUUUUGAUGAUUUAACUCAUCGUAGUCAAACGCAUUUAUGGAAACAAUUGAAGUUUAUACAGGAUCCUUGUUGUAAAGACAAAAUUGUUACUAUAUGCGAGCUUCUAGGAACGUACAGUGAUUUAAGAAUUUUAAUCGACAAUAUUUUUCAAGCUAUGUAUAAUGUACCUCAACAUAGGAAAGAAUUAAUAUAUCUACUUAAUUCAAUAGUCAAUGUUCCUAUUACAUGCAAUAAUAAUACAUCAACGUUAUCAUUGUAUAAGGAAAUCAUUGAAUUAUAUAUUACUGAAGAUUUUUGGUAUUUACCUAUCGAAGUUACAGAAGAUAUAUCGUUACGCGUUGCACAAAGUAAUGUUGUACAAUGUUGUCUAUUAACGGAAGGCUUAGGACAAAUUGCUAAAAAUUUAGGACGCAAUUUUGAAAAAUUUCUUCUCAAAAUUUUAUAUUUUGUUAUAGAAAGAGCUGGAAGUACAAAUAGUCUUUUAAGUCGAGUAGGAAUAGAAACUUUAGAAAAUAUUGCAGAAGCAUUAAAAUAUGAAACAAUAGGAGAUCUUUUACGUGCAAAUGUAGAUUAUUUUUCUUAUCAUGUGACUAUUAAGUUACGUAGAUUAGAGAGAAAUCCAGGAGUACUUGAUGUUGUCAAAGUUGUCAUGAAAUAUAGUUCUAUGGACGUGUUACCAUGUUUAAAAGAAAUUGUACUGGAUGUUCUUUUGCAAUUAAAUAGUGUUUCUCAAAAACGUAAUACUUAUUCAUUUUUAAACGUUUUUUAUAUAUUUAUAUUGUAUAUAAAGAAAUUAACAGCAGAACUAGACGCAAAUGUAACAAAAACAUCACCUACGUUAGUUAAUUCAAAAGAAGAAAGAAAAGCAAAUGAACAAAUUGAUGAAAAUUUUAACGAUGAAAUUACGGAUGAAGAAAAUACAGAGAAACAAAAUGAACAAACUGAAACGAAUUCGAUAGCUGAGGAAGAAGAAGAGGAAAAGAAAAAUUUACCAACGCACAUAAAAAUGGUCGAAGAUGUUUUGAAAAGUUGCUUACAUUUUUUACCUUCAAAAGAUAGAAAGCAAUUACUUAUCGCUAUGUUAACAUUAGAGGAAGGUUUACCAAUAUUAAUUAAAUAUGAAAAUCAAUUGUUACCAAUCGUACAUCAAAUUUGGCAUCCAUUAGUAGACAGGUUUAAAGAUCAAAAUGUACUUUUGAUUAAUCGUUCAUGGCAAUUAUUACGCGUACUUGCUCAUGUUUCAAAGGAUUUCAUUAGAUCUAGAACAUUGAAACAAAUAUUACCACCAUUGUCAGAUUUUAUGAAUAAAUCUGCUAAAGAAAGUUAUAAGAAGUCUAAAGAUGCGGCUUAUCAAUUUACACAAAUGUACAAACUUCAAAAAGAAUUAUUAUCUACGUUGGGAACAAUAGUACAAGAUUUGAACAUUAUUGAAAAAGAUCUAUGGAAUAUAUUGAGUAUUACAGAAGUAUAUCUCAGUUCGUUACAACAUCCAAUAUUACAGCAAUGUUGCAUGAAUUUGUAUAAAGAACUUGCCGAUUACAAUGGUGAUAUGGUUUUGACAAAAUGUUUUAGUAUUUGGCAUUCUAAAGUAGCACCAAUUCCAAUCAAUGAAAUAUACAAUUUUGUUUUCUUGAAGAAUACAACAAAUGUAAUGUCAAAAGAAUAUGUACAAAAUGUGAAAACAAUAAUCACAUUAUGCGAUAACAAAUGUAGUGAAAUGCCUACAGAGAUAGUAAAUGAUAAUUAAAAAGGUAUAAGAAUGAAUUAUAUUCUGCGUGAACAUAAACAGUUAUUUUUACAAUCUUCUCAGCAUGCAUUAAAUUGCAUAUCUUUUAAUAAAUUAAAAAUAUUUAAAAGAGUAAACUAUCUAGUCUGUGUAUAAUAUAUAAUUUCUCUCAUAUGUUUUAUCGAUGCUGAAACAAUGAAUACUUUUUAUAACAAUGGCAGAGUGUGUACUGUUUUUUCCAAUUUUUUUGGAACUUUUAGAUCAUAUAUUAUAUCUUAAGAGUAGGGUCAAACACCAAUCGUUUCAUUUAAUUUUUUUUAUAUGAACCAUCGGUGGCAUAAUGAGUAACUGUACAAUAGGGAUCCUAUAGGAGGGUUGCGCUAGGGAUCCUGUAGAAGGGAUGCGCUAUGUACAUUGCUGGGGGACCGGAACUCGAUUUUGCGCGCGAAUGAUUCAAACGUUGAAAUAAUUAUGAA
Messenger RNA from Polistes dominula (European paper wasp), 3795 nucleotides. It is a transcript of the gene Tti1, whose product is annotated as Telo2 interacting protein 1. The record is from RefSeq and is a predicted model, not a curated record. Gene Ontology annotation, cellular component: cytoplasm. NCBI's taxonomy places the organism in Eukaryota, Metazoa, Arthropoda, Insecta, Hymenoptera, Vespidae.